This is a messenger RNA of Miscanthus lutarioriparius, 666 nucleotides long. The record is from the annotation of a GenBank genome assembly. Lineage: Eukaryota; Viridiplantae; Streptophyta; Magnoliopsida; Poales; Poaceae.
AUGGAGCGGGAGCGCGGCGCGUCGGCGGCGCUGUGGGGGCACGUGCACCUCCCACUGCUGGCGCGCGCGGGGUCCAAGGAGUCGGUCGAGUACAUCCUGCAGGCGCUCUGGCGCACGCGCCGCACGGGCCUCGACGCCGCCGACCGCACCGUCGCCCGCGACGCCCUCCAGCUCGCCUCCGACGCCGAGCUCGACCCCCUGCUGGUGUGCCUGAGGAUACUGAUCAGGCGGUGCGUCAACGAGAACGUCGCCAAGGACGACAUCCCCAAGCUCUUCCCCGAGGAGGUGCCUCCCGAGCUGCAGAAGCUGCUCACCUUGCUGCUGCAGAAGUUCCAGCCGGAGUGGCAGCAGGAUGUCGCCAAGGAUCAGGAAUCCGCGCGGCAUUCUAGCGCUGCAGAAUGUCAGUUGAACCAAAAUGGAGACACAUCAGAGCAUCCAGGUGCUGCUAAUGCAGAGCUUCAGAACGGUGCCGCACCUGUUAAGGAUUCUGUAGAAUCAUCAGGGCAGAAAGAAGUGAAGAAGUCUCCAUUAGCUAAGGAUUCUUUGGACAAAAUGCUGAAGGACUUGUUCUCAACCAAGGACCAAAUGGCAACUGAUGGCAGUAACACCGGUCACGAUGAGGUAGCUGGAAGCACUUUUAGAAGUUACAAAUGGGACGGCAUUUAG